Molecule: messenger RNA, 1720 nt
Organism: Musa acuminata AAA Group (dessert banana)
Lineage: Eukaryota; Viridiplantae; Streptophyta; Magnoliopsida; Zingiberales; Musaceae
Product: cytochrome P450 93A3-like
Exons: 2
Coding region: 26-1603 (525 amino acids)
Molecular function (GO): monooxygenase activity; oxidoreductase activity, acting on paired donors, with incorporation or reduction of molecular oxygen; iron ion binding
Source: RefSeq, a predicted model, not a curated record
UGUACCAUCUUUGAAGUCUUCUCCCAUGGUGUGUGCCAUGGAAGGAGAGGAGGAGCUCAUCAAGCCCAUCACCGGUCUCUUCCUCAUCCUUGUCCUCUCCUUCCUCCUCUUCUUCGUCAGGCCCCGUAGGCGGCUUCGCCUCCCGCCAAGCCCAAUCGGCCUGCCCAUAAUUGGCCACCUUCAUCUCCUUGCACCGAUCCCACACCAAGCUCUCCACAAGCUCUCCACUCGCCAUGGCCCCUUGAUCCACCUCCGACUUGGAUCCGUCCGCUGCGUGGUGGCCUCAUCCGCCGCGACCGCCAAAGAGCUCCUCAGAACGCAUGACUUGUCAUUCUCCGACCGCCCUCCUUCCAAGGCCGUGAGCUACCUCACCUAUGGCUUAUCUGAUUUCUCCUUCGCGCCCUAUGGCGCGUACUGGAGGUUCAUGAAGAAACUGUGCGUGUCUGAGCUCCUCGGUGGCCGAACCCUCGACCAACUCCUUCCCAUCAGGCGCGAAGAGGUCGUGGCCCUCGUGCAAACCUUGCAUGACAAGUCCCAGGAAAGGCGAGCUAUUGACAUGGGAGGCGAACUCAUAAGGUUCACAAACAAUGUCAUCUCCCGGAUGACGAUGAGCCGCAGGUGUUCGGGCUCGGAAGGGGAGUCUGGGGAGGUCAGAAAGCUGGUUGAGGAGAUCUCCGAGCUGACGGGCAAGUUUAACUUGGCUGAUUACAUCGGACUCUGCAAGAACUUGGACUUGCAAGGUUUUGACAGGAGGCUUGAGGACGUCCGCCGGAGGUUCGACGGCAUGAUGGAGAAGAUCUUAAAGGACAAGGAGGCGGCGAGGGCAAAAAGGACGGAAAUAGGAGGUGGAGCGAAGGAUUUGUUGGAUAUGUUGAUUGAUAUAUCUGAGGAUGCGAGUGCAGAGGCGAGGUUGACCAGAGACAACAUCAAAGCUUUUAUUUUGGAUAUCUUCGUUGCUGGCACCGACACAUCGGCGAUCACAAUGGAAUGGGCGCUGGCAGAGCUCAUCAACCACCCGGAGAUACUGCACAAGGCAAGAGAAGAGUUGGACGCAGUCGUCGGCAAGAACAGGCUGGUGGAGGAGUCCGACAUACCCAACCUGCCUUACCUCCAAUCCAUCGUCAAGGAAACGCUGAGGCUGCACCCUACAGGCCCACUCAUCUUACGACGAUCCAACAACGACAGCAAGAUCGACGGGUACGAUGUACCGGCGAACACGACGGUGUUCGUCAACGUGUGGGCCAUCGGAAGAGACCCCGAGCGCUGGUCCGAUCCACUCGAGUUCUACCCAGAACGAUUCAUGGAGAAGAAGGGGGAAGAGGCCAUGGAUGUUAGAGGGCAGCAUUUCGAGCUAAUACCGUUUGGAAGCGGAAGGAGAGGCUGUCCUGGGGCUUCUUUGGCCUUGCAACUCGUCCAGUCUACGGUAGGAGCGAUGAUACAGUGCUUCGAGUGGAAGGUUGGUGACGGUGGAACGGUGGUGGAUAUGGCGGAAGGGCCAGGCUUGACGCUUCCGAGGGCGAAACCAUUGCGGUGCACGCCGCUGUCACGCCUGAAUCCGCUGCCAUUGCCCUCGAUUCCUGCUGCUACUUCACUGUGUUCUUGAUGAAUCAACAGGAAAAAAAGAACAUCUUUAUUUGCUCGAGGGAGGGUCAUAAAGUUGCAGUUGUAUGAAUCCCACCUGCAGUAAAUCGAGUCAGGAAGAAACCGAGACAUUACUUUC